Messenger RNA from Macadamia integrifolia, 3570 nucleotides. RefSeq names its product zinc finger CCCH domain-containing protein 5. The record is from RefSeq and is a predicted model, not a curated record. Gene Ontology annotation, biological process: mRNA splicing, via spliceosome. Gene Ontology annotation, cellular component: U2AF complex; spliceosomal complex. The transcript is spliced from 9 exons. Lineage: Eukaryota; Viridiplantae; Streptophyta; Magnoliopsida; Proteales; Proteaceae. The coding region runs from base 789 to 3329 and encodes 846 amino acids. Gene Ontology annotation, molecular function: pre-mRNA 3'-splice site binding; metal ion binding.
UAACCCGACCAAACUUAUACCCAUUUUUAACCAUGGCCGAAGUUGCUAUUAUAAGGUCGCCUCGACAAGCGAACCGUUCUCACUAAAACAUAUCCAAGAGAGCGAACCCUCUCGCACAUUGGGAAAAUUCGAGGCUUCAGUGUCACCGUUCUUGCACCAAAAACAGAAAAAAAGUGUCACCAUUCUCCCCUGCUUCCCUCUCUUCGUAUAGAGAAUCUCGCAGCGGCGACAAUCGACGGAGUUGGGGUUCCUCUCUCUUUCUCUCUCUACUUGUUCAUUUCGAAGAGUGGAUAAAAUUGUAUAUAUACAUUCAAAUUUGGCAUUGCUGGAGACCAAAAACUGAAAAAACCAAAGAUACAGUUUCAGUUUGUAGUCUUUAGCCAGUUUAAUCGUCAUUUUCCCUUUCGAUUUUAAUCAACUUUUGUUGAUUUAUUAAUUCUUAUUUGCGUCUGUGUGAUGAACAAAAGUUGAAUAACCCUCCACAAUCAGUCGAAGCUAUGCUUGUGAUGCAUAGAUUAAAGCUUUAAUCUCACUGUAUUUGAGUUUUGUUCUACCCAUCUGGUGUACAAUCGUAGUCUCUUUUCAUGGUCAAACCUUCAUCAAUUAGAUUCACAUUGGGUAGUUUUUUUUUUUGGGUUUUCCGCCAACUGGUAACGGUUCUAUUGCAAAAAAACCCUAAUCUGCUGUUGACAGAUCCUGAGAACUUCUAUUUUCAAUCUUCUAAGCUAUUAUAGAGGGCCGGGUUUAUUCUGAAUGUCAGAGCCAGUCACUGGUGAAUAUUGGUCUACAUGUGUGACAAAAACCAUUCUGAAAUGGAAAAUCAUAGUGAUUUGUCAAGAAAAGAAAAGAGAAAAAUCGCGAAGAAGCUGAAGAGGAAGCAGAUCAGAAGACAGGCUGCAUUGAAGGAACGGGCAGAAGAAGAAGCUAGAUUAAAUGAUCCGGAAGAGCAGCUUCGGAUCAGGUUAAAAGAGCAGGAAGAGGCUGAGAUCUUGGAAAUACAGAGGAAAGAGUUUGAAGAGCAUGAGAAGUUGUGGAUAGAAGCAGCGAAGAAAGCUGAAGAGGAAGCCCAAAGAAGACUACUAGAAGAGUCACAGAGAAAGCUGGUUGAGCCUGAGAAUGCGUUGGAUGAACAUCAUGAUGAUGAUGAUUGGGAUUAUGUAGAAGAAGGGCCCGCAGAAAUUAUCUGGGAAGGAAAUGAGAUAAUCGUCAAGAAGAAAAGGAUAAAGGUUCCUAAGAAAAAUGCAGAUGAAAAACGCAGAGAAGAGGAUGCUGACAGACCUACAUCAAAUCCCCUUCCUCCACAAUCUGAAGCUUUUUCUGCAUACAAGAGUACACCGUCUUCUUCUGCACAAAAUGUGCUCGAGAGUGUUGCCCAACAAAUCCCAAACUUUGGAACUGAACAGGAUAAAGCUCAUUGCCCUUUCCAUCUAAAAACUGGAGCUUGUCGUUUUGGGCCACGUUGCAGUAGAAUUCAUUUUUACCCUGAUAAAUCAUGCACAUUGCUUAUCAAGAACAUGUACAAUGGACCUGGCCUCGCUUGGGAGCAAGAUGAAGGGCUUGAGUGUUCAGAUGAAGAGGUUGAAUGCUGUUAUGAAGAGUUCUAUGAGGAUGUGCACACAGAAUUCUUGAAGUUUGGUGAAAUUGUGAAUUUCAAGGUGUGCAAAAAUGGUUCAUCUCAUUUGCGUGGGAAUGUUUAUGUGCACUAUAAGUUCCUGGAGUCAGCUGUUCUUGCGUAUGAUUCUAUAAAUGGUCGCUACUUUGCUGGCAAACAGAUAACAUGCGAGUUUAUUGGUGUGACGAGAUGGAAGGUUGCAAUAUGCGGGGAGUACAUGAAGUCAAGGCUUAAGACAUGUUCUCGUGGAACAGCCUGCAACUUCAUCCACUGCUUCCGUAAUCCUGGAGGAGACUAUGAAUGGGCUGAUUGGGAUAAUCCACCCCCUAGGUACUGGGUGACAAAGAUGGCUGCUUUGUUUGGUCCUUCAGAGGAAUCUGGGUAUGAUAGGAAUAUUGAGCCAGAAAGUCAAAGGAAGCAGUGGAACACUGGCAAGCAUGGGCACCACUCAAGAAGAUCGAGAUCAAAGGAUGUUGACUGGUCCUAUAGUGGUUCUGGUAGAGAUUACUCUCAUGAAUACAGUUUCGAGAAAAGCAGUCAUUCAAGCAGGCAUUCCCACUUGGGUAUCAAUAGAAAGGAAAGAAGCUUCUACAGUGAGGACAGACGGUGCCAAGAGAAUAUAAAAGUUGAAGACGAUCGGCAAAAUGAUAAGAUUGUUGCCUGUGAUAAUGAUUCUGGUGAAGAGUUCUCUGACAGGGAUACAGGAAAAGGGCAGCGGUGUCAUCGCUCUAGUAGACGCUCAAGUUGCCACCAAAAAGGAGAGGAUCUUCCUGAUGAUCAUAGAAAACUUGCAGGAAAGCAUAGAUCUGAUGGACCUGAAAGAUAUGAAGGACAAGGCAAGUUAUUGGGUCAUGAUGCCCACAGAAAAUAUUCAGAUCUACAUGGACUCCAAAAUCGUAGUUACUCAAGCAGCAGGUGGCACUCUAGGGAAUUAGAGGAGGCAGAUUCUCUUGAUGAGCACAGUAAGUCAGAAGACAGUAGUGAGUUUGACAGUCCUGGCCAGCAUGAUCGGAGAUGUAAAUCACACAAUCAGGGCUCAAACUACAACUCUGAUGAGACCAUAGAUCGGCAUGAUAGUUGGGAAACAGAUACCAGACUCUUUCAUGAACAUGAAGUCACAAGGGAGUACAGUUCUGAUGAUCAUGAAAAAAAUUAUGGAAGAUACGAGUCCAAUGAUAGCUCUGGUGGGAAAAACAAUGAAAACAGAUCCAGAUCGAGGCGAUCAAGCCACAGAUCGCACAUGGCUAGCCGGGAGAAAGGAAGAGAUUCUUCUGAUGGGGAAAGGAAAUCUAAAGAGAAUUUUGAUCGCUGGAAACGUCGGAAGAAUCAGUCUCAUAACCAAGAACUAUAUAACAAGAAAAAUAAAUCCCAGAAACAGGAGAUUAAUGAUGCGACUACAUCCUCCAUAGAAUCUGAGGAAAAGUCAGGUUGUGGACAGGAAGAAUCCUAUGAUCAUGAAAGAUGGAAUCCUAGUCGUUGCAGUCCCUUUGAUCCCCACAAAUGUGGGGAUGCGGUUGUGAAGUUCGAGGAUGUUGAAAAUGGGAAGAGCCACAGAACUAGAAGAAAGAAAAGUCAUCACAGGGAAGAGGAAGAGUAUGAGAACACACACGUCAUGGAGAAGAGAGCUUCUAGGAAGAGAUCCAGAACUCGGUCACCUGUUCGAGACUUGGUCAGGUCAAUAAGUGAGAGGAGCUACCGUAGAGGUGAGGAAUCCUAGUCCUUCUGGAAGUUGUUGGAAUCUCUUCCAUUCAGUGUUAGACAUCUCUAGUUGGCUCUUUGGAAAACUUGACUGUCUUUGUAUAAUUGCAAUGUUUCUCGUUUUCCUUCUUUUUCAUCGACCCUUAUAAUUGUUGGCAUUGUUCAUAAACAGUACUCAAAAGUAGUCAACUUAGUUAUAGUUGUUAUGAAUAGUCUUGUAUUUUUCAAAGGUAGAGGAAAUAUAUUUGCAGUUUAUGUCA